AUGGAAUUCACUCUCGAGGAUGUCGCAACCCACAACUCGCGCGAGAGUCUCUACGUUAUCAUCCAUGGCAAAGUGUACGACGUGACGGGAUACGCAGAUGAACAUCCAGGAGGAGCUGAUAUCUUGAUGGAGGUGGCGGGCGCGGACGGGACAGACGGGUUCGAUGAUAUCGGGCAUUCGGAGGGGGCGAAGACGACUCUGGAGGGGCUAUUAGUAGGGAGAAUCAAGGGGAAUGAGGCUGAGGAAGAGGUGCCUUUGUCUCUUUUCGAUAUCUAUGUUCAUGAUGACUUCUGCUAA
Penicilliopsis zonata CBS 506.65 is the source of this 297-nucleotide messenger RNA. RefSeq lists its product as hypothetical. The transcript has 2 exons. Bases 1 to 297 code for a protein of 98 amino acids. Gene Ontology annotation, cellular component: intracellular membrane-bounded organelle; endoplasmic reticulum membrane. The record is from RefSeq and is a predicted model, not a curated record. Gene Ontology annotation, molecular function: heme binding. Lineage: Eukaryota; Fungi; Ascomycota; Eurotiomycetes; Eurotiales; Aspergillaceae.